Molecule: messenger RNA, 621 nt
Organism: Porites evermanni
Lineage: Eukaryota; Metazoa; Cnidaria; Anthozoa; Scleractinia; Poritidae
Source: the annotation of a GenBank genome assembly
AUGGGGAUUUGUUUGUCCGGAGAUGCUUUAGGCGAAGAGGGAGAUGAACAGGAGGAAUCGUUUCGAAAGCCGCAUUACUACCGCAGUCGCGAGGGUCCAAAGUUCCGCGUCCUUAACUACACAUCACACUAUGAAUACAGGCAGUAUGGAGAGUCUUCAUGGAUUUCCACGCGCCUGGAAGGACGCGAACUCAACAAGGCCCUUAGCAAAGGAGACAAAAUCCUCGCUCGCUAUUUUAACGGUACGAACGGUCCAGAGAAAGUCAUGGAUUUAACAUGUCCACUCAAGCUUCGUGUUGAAUUUGGGAAAGAAGCGUACGGACCUUGGAGUGAAGCGGAUGUGGUCGCCUCGCUUCAUCUGCCCUAUGAUAGUGUAAAAUGUCCACCAGCGCCCAAAGAAAGUGGGCUGUUUAUACAGGAUGCAGCAGAGCAUUUCGCUUAUGUGUCGAGCUUCGAAGGUUUUGCCACAGAACAGAUAUGGCACGAUGAAGUAAUCAAACUGAGAAGGGUCUUGGAUGGCGAACGAAAGAAGUACGACAAACAAGCGGUUUUUGUAGCGAGAUAUGAGAACCUUCUUCACUUGGGAAAGAAAAGAAACGAAGUAAUACUGAUUCAGAAUUAG